AUGUCCAGCAACGCACCCUCUACCCCCGUCAAGGUGCCCUCCAGCGCCGCAAACCACACACAGGCGACUCUGGAUCCAGAUUUACGGUCACAAAUCAACACAGUCCUUCUGCGCGACGGUCACGUCUCAAAGUACGCCCUCCUCUCCCUCGCCAGUUUCUAUCAUGACAACCCACUGACAAACUAUCCAAGAAUACAAGAUGCUCUUCUCCACGCGCUGAACUCCCAUUCUACGAACUGGCCCACGGCUAUCCAAUCGCAUGCACUCGGUCUGCUGCGCUCCGGCGAAGUGACAACCUUUCCCGCCCUACUGAGUCGCGUGCUUGAAGAUGUCCGCCACGAUUCUGCACUCAACCCCAUAUCAUCGAGCUCGAACGGAACGAGCGCUAAGCCUGCAACAAACGGCGAUGCCAUGAAGACUAAUGGUGCGACCGACGCUAAGCCUAGUCUUGCUGUGCCGGAGUCGGUAAUCGACGAGGCUCUUCGCGUCACCAGGGAGAGCCUAGAAGCUGUUUGCGACAUCGAGGACGAAGGAACCGCUUAA
This is a messenger RNA of Fusarium fujikuroi IMI 58289, 543 nucleotides long. RefSeq lists its product as uncharacterized. The transcript has a single exon. Lineage: Eukaryota; Fungi; Ascomycota; Sordariomycetes; Hypocreales; Nectriaceae. Bases 1 to 543 code for a protein of 180 amino acids. The record is from RefSeq and is a predicted model, not a curated record.